This is a messenger RNA of Mangifera indica (mango), 1993 nucleotides long. RefSeq lists its product as uncharacterized. The record is from RefSeq and is a predicted model, not a curated record. The coding region runs from base 846 to 1718 and encodes 290 amino acids. The transcript is spliced from 3 exons. Lineage: Eukaryota; Viridiplantae; Streptophyta; Magnoliopsida; Sapindales; Anacardiaceae.
AAUUCAAUUUAGAAAAAUUAAGUUUCAAAUAAUUAAUUACCUAAGUAGUUUUUAACAGCUUAAUUUGUAAGAGUAAAGGGCAUAAACGUGGAAAAGGAGGGUAAGUUGUUGAAAUUGAUCUCCCUCCCUCGCCUCUCCAACAAAUUAGGGUUUUCAAUUCUUUCUUCAAACGUCACUUCCUUUAACUUGUAAUUGUAAGUUUACUCUCAGUGUUUGUUGGUUGUGCUAAGUUAUUUUGUUGACAGAUCUUAAUUUUUAGUUUAGUUACCGUAUAUAAUUGUAAUGUAUGAUGGGAAAGCUUGUAUUUGAGAUGAUAAUUUGUAUGCUCUAAAUGAGCCCCUCGUCCAAGCUUUGUAUCUCGUGAAAGCAAGUGUGACUUGUAGUUGUGAGGGCUGUAGAAAAUAGCUAAGACGGGGUCGCUCUGUUGUGUGGCCGCAAGGCCACAUGGGUCAAACACAACCAAUAGGGAUUGGUCUAGGGCUCCACAUGAACCUUACUGGCGAGCUAAUUCGAGUUUCUCACCAACUCCAUCUGGAUGGGAUUUUCAAUUUCAAUCUGAAGGUGAAGGGUUGCCACAUGUUUCACAUGACAAUAUUCAAUUGUAUGGAUCAUCUACAUCAAACAGUAAAGAAAGCAAGAACUGGGUGAGAGGCAAUCUGCUUUAUAAUCAUCAAUAUUCAGCAUCUGAUGGGGCCGGGGAGUUUUUAAGUAGCCCUUCUGAUCUUUCACCUGGUCCUCAGUGGACUCCUCCUGCAAUACAGGAAAUCAUAAUUGAUGAUUAUGAAGCUCCAACAAGGAGAGAUUCCAUUCUUAGGCAGUGCUCUUUUACACCCACCAUUGAGGGAAUGUCAGCAAAUGUAGAUAGCAGAAGCUCCACAUCGUCUCACUCAGACAGUAGUGAGUCUGAGCUGAGAGCCAAGUCUUGUGUAUCCUCCCACUGCAACUUUUCAAGUCAUCUUUCAUUUAUGUCCAAACCUGUUUACCCCCUGUCCUUUCCAGCCCAAACUUCUGUUAGAGAAAAUACAAACUCUGCAGCUACCCUGUUGCUGGACUAUGAUGCUUCCACUCCACAAAGGGAGGCCCAUAGUUGGAGUAGUGCCAGUAGCAGCACAGAUUUUGCUGACAUGUCAGGGCCAUUUGAGGCUGAAAUUUAUAGUCGAUCAUAUAUUCAAUCAGAUGGUUUUAAAUGUGGAUUGUGUGAACGAUUUCUCUCACAGAGAUCACUUUGUAGUUCUCGUAGGAUUGUGAGAAGUGGAGACAUGCCAGUUGUUGGGGUUCUUUCAUGUCAUCAUGUUUUCCAUGGAGAAUGCUUGGAGCAAGUAACCGCAAAGACACAUAGAAGUGACCCUCCUUGUCCACUCUGUAUAGGAUUCCAAGAGGAAAAUUCCCCUGAGCAGAAAGUUUUUUCAAGGCAUAGGAAUAGUUUUUCAAGGCUUAGACCAUCUUGUGAAAAUGGCCAGUCUAGGCCUUGGGGCUGUGGACAAGUAGGAGAUUGUGUUGAAGGGGCUUUGCAUGUACCUACACAUAAUACUAUGUUGUUGGUUAACCGAAAUCGCAUUAAGAAGAACCUUUCUUUGAAGGGCAAUUCAAGCAAGGAAUUUAUAGGUAAGUUGAGGAAAACUGGCUCAUACUCUUCACAGCUGUUCGGUGGAAAUUUAUUUGACCAGGCAACAGUAGGUUGUUCUACGACAACAGUAGGCCCACGUAUGAAAAGAUGAUCCUAAUCCUGUGGAUGAUUAGGAAAGUGAAAUUGAUUCUCUUAGCUGUGAUUUUUCUACCACCGUUUUGUUGCGAUUAAGUUUUUCAGUGAGCAUGUAGUGAAAGAGAUUGGAGACCUCCUCGUGUAGAUAAUGAUUUUCCAGUAGUGCUGUGUUAAAAUUAAAUUUUGAAGUAGUCUAUUUUAUGUUUUACACUCUCUGUUCCUUUUGUGCUUGAUAAUAAUAAAUGUAAACAUUUCAAAGUUCAAGCUACGAAGUAGAGUUUUUAUCUGUCA